AUGUCUGCUGAAGCCCCCACCACCGCUCCCGUCACCGACAACGUUGUCGCCGCUACCCCUGAGGCCAAUGGCACUCCCGUCGAGGCCACUUCCGAGGCCGCCGGUGAUGCCAACAACCAGCCCCACUCGGCUUCUCUCUACGUCGGCGAGCUUGACCCCUCCGUGACUGAGGCUAUGCUCUACGAGCUCUUCUCUUCCAUAGGUCAGGUUGCCUCCAUCCGUGUCUGCCGUGAUGCCGUCACCCGCCGCUCCCUGGGCUACGCCUACGUCAACUACAACAACACCGCUGACGGUGAGCGUGCUCUUGAGGAUCUGAACUACACUCUCAUCAAGGGUAAGCCUUGCCGCAUCAUGUGGUCCCAGCGUGACCCCGCUCUGCGCAAGACUGGCCAGGGCAACGUGUUCAUCAAGAACCUCGACAACGCCAUUGACAACAAGGCUCUCCACGACACCUUUGCUGCCUUCGGUAACAUUCUCAGCUGCAAGGUCGCUCAGGAUGAGUUCGCCAACUCCAAGGGUUACGGUUUCGUCCACUACGAGACCGCCGAGGCUGCCAACAACGCCAUCAAGCACGUUAACGGUAUGCUGCUGAACGACAAGAAGGUCUUCGUCGGUCACCACAUCUCCAAGAAGGACCGCCAGAGCAAGUUCGAGGAGAUGAAGGCCAACUUCACCAACAUCUACAUCAAGAACAUCGAUCUCGAGAUCACCGACGACGAGUUCCGCGUCAUGUUCGAGGCUUUCGGUGAGAUCACCUCCGCUACCCUCAGCCAUGACCAGGAUGGCAAGAGCCGCGGUUUCGGUUUCGUUAACUACGCCAACCACGAGAGCGCCGAGGCCGCUGUGGCUGAGAUGAACGAGAAGGACGUCAAGACCCAGAAGCUUUACGUUGGCCGUGCCCAGAAGAAGCACGAGCGUGAGGAGGAGCUGCGCAAGCAGUACGAGGCUGCCCGCAUGGAGAAGGCCUCCAAGUACCAGGGUGUCAACCUCUACGUCAAGAACUUGACUGACGACAUUGAUGACGAGAAGCUCCGUGAUCUCUUCACUCCUUACGGUACCAUCACCUCCGCCAAGGUUAUGCGUGAUGCUGCUGAGCGUUCUCCCUCCCCCGAGGGUGAGGAGAAGGAGGCCGACAAGGAGACUAAGGACUCCGAGGAGAAGGAGGUGAAGUCUGAGGAGAAGCCCGAGGUCAAGGCCGAGGAGCCCACCGAGGAGAAGAAGGCCGAGGAGGGUGAGGAGUCCGAGGAGAAGAAGACUGAGAAGAAGGCCUUCGGUAAGAGCAAGGGCUUCGGCUUCGUCUGCUUCAGCAGCCCCGAUGAGGCCUCCAAGGCCGUCACCGAGAUGAACCAGCGUAUGGUCAACGCCAAACCCCUCUACGUUGCUCUCGCCCAGCGCAAGGAUGUCCGCCGCAGCCAGCUCGAGGCUAGCAUCCAGGCUCGCAACACCAUCCGCCAGCAGCAGGCCGCUGCCGCUGCCGGUAUGCCCCAGCCUUUCAUGCAGCCCGCCGUCUUCUACGGUGCUGGCCAGCAGGGCUUCAUGCCUCCUGGACAGCGUGGCGGUAUGCCCUUCGCCCCCCAGGCCGGUAUGCCCAUGCCUAACAUGCCCGCUGGACGUCCCCAAUACCCCGGUCCCUUCCCCCAGGGUGGCCGUGGUAUGCCUCCCAACCAACAGCUUCCUCCCAACUUCCAGGGUAUGCCCAUGGGUAUGCAGGCUCCUGGCGGUAUUCCUAACGGCAUGGGUUACCCUAUGCCCCAGGCCUUCGGCCGUGGCGGCGGUGGCCGUGGUGUUCCCGGUAUGCCCAUGAACAUGCGUGGCGGCCCCGGUUUCGGUCGUGGUGGUCCUCAGAUGGGUCGUGGUGGUGGUCGUGGCCAGCCCGCCCCUGGCGGUCAGCCCGCUGGUGGCGAGCCCGCCUCUGCCAACCAGGCUCUCCUCAGUGCUCCCCCCGCUCAGCAGAAGCAGAUGCUCGGCGAGGCCCUUUACCCCAAGAUCCAGGCUCAGCAGCCCGAGCUUGCUGGCAAGAUCACUGGUAUGCUUCUUGAGAUGGAUAACGCUGAGUUGCUUGGCCUGCUCGACGAUGAGGAGGCUCUCCGCGGCAAGGUCGAUGAGGCCCUUAACGUCUAUGAUGAGUACAUGAAGAACAAGGGUGAUGGCGAGACCGAACCCAAGCCCCAGGAAGCCGCCAAGGAGGCCCCUGUUGAGGAGAACAAGUCUUAAUUGAUGUGUUCACUCUUUGUCUUCUCGGAAAUCUUGGACGCACGUUUUUGACGACUUUUCCUUUCUCUUAUCAUUAUUUGUUCCCAUCUUUUACCCUUUCUACCCCUACAUCUCCCUAUCUCUGAUCCUGAUAUCCCUUGGUUCGAAAAGUUUGUUCUUAGGCAGUCACCUUCCUGGUGUUUAGUUGAAUGCGGUAUGACAUUCGGAUUUUUUUUCUCCUAUUUUUUCCGGAUUCC
Molecule: messenger RNA, 2450 nt
Organism: Penicillium verrucosum
Lineage: Eukaryota; Fungi; Ascomycota; Eurotiomycetes; Eurotiales; Aspergillaceae
Gene: pab1
Product: polyadenylate-binding protein
Exons: 3
Coding region: 1-2214 (737 amino acids)
Cellular component (GO): ribonucleoprotein complex
Molecular function (GO): RNA binding
Source: RefSeq, a predicted model, not a curated record